AUGGAAAGCACUGGCCAGCCGCUGAUUUUCAAGAAGCAUCGCAACGUCGACCACGGACUCGACACGAUGGCGGCUCUGGCGGCGAGUGGCAAGUUUAUGAUAUCGCACCUGCAACCGCACGAGCAGCUACCGCAUCUGGUGAAGCCGAUCGAUCACUAUCCGCAGCACGGCGGCGGCCACGAGCUGUUCGGUCCGUACGGUGACCCCUCGGUUGACCUCGCCCGCUACGGUCCCAAUCUGCUGACCCGGUACGGCCUUGGACCGACACCGGUGGACCACCGGCAUCCCUACCGGCCGGCCCCACCCCUUCGGCUGCCCAUCCCGAUUGCCGCCGGACACCCGGUCAGCAAGUCGACGGUGGUCAGUAGCGAGCGGUUGAACAACUACAACUACCGCCCAUCGCGACCGCCCGGGGACGAGCUGUACAGAGGUUUCAACGCUUACCAGCAGCCGGCAGCGGCAGCGUGGCGUGGCCGCAGCCUCGUCGGUGGGAUCCUCAAAAAUAACAUCGGCGGCAGCGGAAGACGGGAGAACCACAGGACCCGGACCAACCACCACCAUCCACUGAUUUACGACCCGAAGCAGUAUGAGUGCUUCAGCGGUGCCGACGGACCGACGACGCACGAACCGAACGGGGUCUACCGGACCGGACUGCCGCCACCGCCCAGUGUCAAGAACACCAACAGUGCCGAGCGCAACUACAACGUCAACUACAGUCUGAACUUUACGAAAAAUCAGUACAACAUCCUCAUCUCGCCACCGCUCCACCCGGACCUGCGGCCACGGAUUGCGGUGCCACCGUACACCGACGACGACGACCGCGACGACGACGACGCCGACAGUGACGUCGGCCGACGGUUUCACCGACCGACCGAGGAACACCGACCACCACAGGGACAGGAACCAGGUUACGCUGGUGCGCGGCAGCGGCAAGAAGAGCCUCACGCCAACUUCAGCGGGCCACUCUAUCUGUCGCCCCAGUCGCGGGACGGCAGCACCAGGCAGCCGCUGGACCUCGAACCGGGACUGCUGCUGACCGAGAAGCAGCUGCUGGCGCAGCAGGAAGCGUACGCCGUGGGGAAGAUGCAGCGCGAGGAGAUCAUCAUCGAGCACAGCCAGCUGAUGGGCAGCGGUGGCGGUGGCGCGGAUGGUAGUGCGGGGCCCGGUGCCCGGAUCGUGCACCCGGCCGGCCCCGGUCCGCUGCCACCGUUCCGAGGACGGCGCGACGGCUCGAAGGGAGCACUGGGAGCGUUCGGAGUCCUCGGACAGGGCCACCACUUCACGCAGAUUAUUGCCGCCCUGGCCGUGUCACUGGGGCCGCUGGCGGCCGGUCUCGGCAAGGGGUACUCCAGUCCGGCCAUCGACAACCUGCAGGAGCUCCAGAACGUCAAGCGGGGCAACUAUACGCACUUCUCCGUCAACGAUCAGCAGGUCAGCUGGAUAGCGAGUCUGUCGCUGCUGGGGGCCCUGUUUGGCGGUAUGUUCGGCGGGCUGGCCAUGCAGUUCGGACGCAAGCGGGUCCUCACGCUCAUGUCACUGCCGUUCUCCAUCUCCUGGAUACUGACCAUGUUCGCGAAAUCGGUCGAAACCAUGUUUUUUACCGCGUUCGUCGGUGGGUUCUGCUGUGCGAUCGUGUCGUCAGUGGCGCAGGUGUACGUCAGCGAGAUAGCGUCGCCCGACAUCCGGGGGUUCCUGAGCGCCAUCCAGAAGAUUGCGGGCCACUUCGGGAUGUUGAUCUCGUACCUGCUCGGGGCGUACCUGGACUGGCGCCAGCUGGCGAUGCUGAUCGCGAUGGCCCCGAUCAUGCUCUUCAUAUCUGUGAUCUACAUACCGGAAACACCGAGCUUCCUAGUGUUAAGGGGUUGCGACGAAGAGGCACACCGCUCACUGCAAUGGCUGCGAGGACCGCACAAGAAUGUGGAGCUAGAGCUCGACACGAUCCGAUCGAACGUACGGACGACGAGGAUGAAUUUGCUGAACCGGAUGACACCUUCGUCGGGUGCGACGACGGCAGCAGCAGCUAGCAGCAACGGUGUUCCGGUAGGCAAUGGACUACCGGCGGCGGAGGCUGGCACGGCGCAGCCCAGCUUGCCGUUCGCCGCGCAACGUCGCGGCCUGCGUCAGUACCUGGAGAUGGUGUCCUUCGAAGCGCUCGUCGCGAACGUCAAGUCCGUGCUGCGUAACGUUCGCCUCGUAAAACCGAUUCUCAUUACGUGCGGGUUAAUGAUAUUCCAGCGAUUCACGGGUGCCAGUUCUUUCAACUUCUACGCCGUGACGAUCUUCCGGAAAACGUUCGCCGGCAUGAACCCACACGGGGCCGCCAUUGCGGUCGGCUUCGUGCAGCUCCUGGCGUCGAUGCUGUCCGGGCUGCUGAUCGAUACGGUCGGUCGCAUUCCGCUGCUGAUCGUGAGCAGUAUCUUCAUGUCGCUAGCCCUGGCCGGGUUCGGGUCGUGCGUUUACUACGGAGAAACGAGCAAAAUGCUACUGGCCGAGAGUGGCCUAACGGACGUGAGCGUGGCCAAUGGGCAGAACGACUGGAUACCGCUGCUGUGCGUGCUCGUCUUCACGGUGGCCUUUGCGCUAGGCAUUUCGCCCAUCUCCUGGCUGCUGGUUGGUGAGCUGUUCCCGCUCGAGUACCGUGCCAUCGGGAGCUCGAUCGCCACCAGCUUCAGCUACUUCUGUGCGUUUCUCAGUGUCAAAACGUUCGUGGACUUUCAAAGCUUUCUCGGGCUGCAUGGAACGUUCUGGAUGUACGCCUGCAUAUCGUGCGUGGGGCUGUUCUUCGUCAUCAUGGUCGUACCGGAAACGAAGGGCCGCGACCUCGAGGAGAUGGAUCCGCGUUACGUGCGAACGCUGACGAUCAAUCGAUGA
This is a messenger RNA of Anopheles cruzii, 2871 nucleotides long. RefSeq lists its product as uncharacterized. Gene Ontology annotation, molecular function: sugar transmembrane transporter activity. Gene Ontology annotation, cellular component: membrane. The coding region runs from base 1 to 2871 and encodes 956 amino acids. The transcript is spliced from 6 exons. Lineage: Eukaryota; Metazoa; Arthropoda; Insecta; Diptera; Culicidae. Gene Ontology annotation, biological process: transmembrane transport; carbohydrate transport. The record is from RefSeq and is a predicted model, not a curated record.